Messenger RNA from Linum tenue, 420 nucleotides. The record is from the annotation of a GenBank genome assembly. Lineage: Eukaryota; Viridiplantae; Streptophyta; Magnoliopsida; Malpighiales; Linaceae.
AUGCGGAGGUGGCAGCUGCUCAUCAUCCCCUCAAAAUUACGAGUUGUUGCAGCCUUGGUAAUAAUUCUGGCUCCUGAUCCCUCGAUUCAGUCUUACACGGAGUAUGUUCACAAUGAGCUGAGUGGCAAUAAGAAGCUGAUAGUGCAUUGUCGAUCCAAAGACGACGACAUUGGAGCUCAAAUCGUGGAUGUAGGCUCUGAUCUGCACUGGGAUUUCUUUGGUGGCGACAGAACACUCUUUUGGUGCAAGCUGGCGGUGGAAGAUCGACGACUCUCUUUCGACGCAUAUACUAAUUCAGAUGCAUAUGGCUCUAUUUGUUGUCGUGAUAUUCACUGGUCCGUGAGGGACGACGGGCUUCAUCUUUUGGAUUCGGAUGGCCAAGAAUUGAAGUCCCAUCGACAGGGAUGGAACCAUCCGUAG